AUGACGUUUAAGAGAAGGAAUGGAGGGCGCAACAAGCAUGGCCGUGGCCAUGUCAACUUUGUCCGCUGCUCAAACUGCGGAAAAUGCUGCCCCAAGGAUAAGGCAAUCAAGAGGUUUCUUGUGAGGAACAUCGUUGAGCAAGCUGCUGUAAGGGAUGUGCAGGAAGCUUGUGCCUUCGAAAUGUACACUCUUCCCAAGCUGUACGUGAAGAUGCAGUACUGUGUAUCAUGUGCAAUUCACUCGAAGGUGGUGAGGGUCCGAUCUAGUACUGACAGGAGGAACCGCGAGCCUCCAGUGCGGUUCAGGCGCCCAAGGGAUGAUGCACCAAAGCCGAAUCAAGUCCCACGAGCCGGUGGAGCACCUGGAGCUCCUCGUGCAUAG
Striga hermonthica is the source of this 381-nucleotide messenger RNA. The record is from the annotation of a GenBank genome assembly. NCBI's taxonomy places the organism in Eukaryota, Viridiplantae, Streptophyta, Magnoliopsida, Lamiales, Orobanchaceae.